This is a messenger RNA of Myotis myotis, 6653 nucleotides long. RefSeq names its product ATPase plasma membrane Ca2+ transporting 3 (gene ATP2B3). The transcript has 21 exons. Gene Ontology annotation, cellular component: intracellular membrane-bounded organelle; membrane. Gene Ontology annotation, biological process: regulation of cytosolic calcium ion concentration; calcium ion transmembrane transport. Gene Ontology annotation, molecular function: ATP binding; PDZ domain binding; P-type calcium transporter activity. The coding region runs from base 144 to 3920 and encodes 1258 amino acids. NCBI's taxonomy places the organism in Eukaryota, Metazoa, Chordata, Mammalia, Chiroptera, Vespertilionidae. The record is from RefSeq and is a predicted model, not a curated record.
UCUACACUUGGCCACUUCCCUGCCGCCACCACUUCCACUACACCCUCCCCCAGGCAUUGGGACCUCAGGUGGCCACCUAGCCCACACUGAGGCUGCACCUGUAAGAAGGCCCCGCACCCUCUCCUCCCAGUGCGACAGGCAGGAUGGGCGACAUGGCCAACAGUUCCAUCGAGUUCCACCCCAAGCCCCAGCAGCAGCGGGAGGCCCCCCAUGCCGGCGGCUUCGGGUGCACGCUGGCUGAACUGCGCUCCCUCAUGGAGCUCCGAGGGGCUGAGGCGCUGCAGAAGGUCCAAGAAGCCUACGGGGACGUCAGCGGGCUGUGCAGGAGGCUGAAGACCUCGCCCACAGAGGGCCUGGCCGACAACGCCAAUGACUUGGAGAAGCGCAGGCAGAUCUAUGGCCAGAACUUCAUCCCUCCCAAGCAGCCCAAGACCUUCCUGCAGCUGGUGUGGGAGGCCCUGCAGGAUGUCACCCUCAUCAUCCUGGAGGUGGCUGCCAUCGUGUCUCUGGGCCUCUCGUUCUAUGCACCGCCAGGAGAGGAGAGUGAAGCGUGCGGGAACGUGUCAUCUGGGGCAGAAGAUGAAGGGGAGGCCGAGGCUGGCUGGAUCGAGGGGGCAGCUAUCUUGCUGUCUGUCAUCUGCGUGGUGCUGGUCACGGCCUUCAAUGACUGGAGCAAGGAGAAGCAGUUCCGAGGCCUGCAGAGCCGUAUCGAGCAGGAACAGAAGUUCACAGUCAUCCGGAACGGGCAGCUCCUCCAGGUCCCCGUGGCCGCGCUGGUGGUGGGGGACAUCGCCCAGGUCAAGUAUGGAGACCUGCUGCCUGCCGACGGCGUGCUCAUCCAAGGCAAUGACCUCAAAAUUGACGAGAGCUCCCUGACCGGAGAGUCCGACCACGUGCGCAAGUCAGCCGACAAAGACCCCAUGCUGCUCUCAGGCACUCAUGUCAUGGAAGGUUCUGGAAGAAUGGUGGUGACAGCUGUGGGUGUGAACUCCCAGACAGGCAUCAUCUUUACCUUGCUUGGAGCUGGCGGAGAGGAGGAGGAGAAGAAGGACAAGAAAGGCAAGCAGCAGGAUGGGGCGAUGGAGAGUAGCCAGACCAAAGCCAAGAAGCAGGAUGGGGCAGUUGCCAUGGAAAUGCAGCCGCUGAAGAGCGCGGAGGGCGGGGAGAUGGAGGAGCGGGAGAAGAAGAAGGCCAGCGUGCCCAAGAAGGAGAAGUCGGUCCUGCAGGGCAAGCUCACCAAACUGGCCGUGCAGAUCGGGAAAGCAGGGCUGGUGAUGUCCGCCAUUACCGUCAUCAUCCUGGUCCUCUACUUCGUGAUUGAGAACUUCGUGUUGGAAGGCCGGGUGUGGAUGGCUGAGUGCACGCCGGUCUACGUGCAGUACUUCGUCAAGUUCUUCAUCAUCGGCGUCACUGUGCUGGUUGUGGCUGUCCCGGAGGGCCUGCCUCUUGCUGUCACCAUCUCCUUAGCUUACUCUGUCAAGAAAAUGAUGAAGGACAACAACCUGGUCCGACACCUGGACGCCUGUGAGACGAUGGGCAACGCCACAGCCAUCUGCUCGGACAAGACGGGCACACUCACCACCAACCGUAUGACCGUGGUCCAGUCCUACCUCGGGGACACCCACUACAAAGAGAUUCCGGCCCCCAGCGCCCUGACCCCCAAGAUCCUCGACCUCCUGGUCCACGCCAUCUCCAUCAACAGUGCCUACACCACCAAAAUACUACCUCCAGAGAAGGAAGGUGCCCUCCCUCGCCAAGUGGGCAACAAGACGGAAUGCGCUCUGCUGGGCUUCGUCCUGGACCUGAAGCGGGACGUCCAGCCUGUGCGGGAACAGAUUCCGGAAGACAAGCUUUACAAAGUGUACACCUUCAACUCGGUCCGCAAGUCCAUGAGCACGGUCAUCCGCAUGCCAGAAGGUGGCUUCCGCCUCUUCAGCAAGGGCGCCUCCGAGAUCCUGCUGAAAAAGUGCACCAACAUCUUAAACAGCAACGGGGAGCUGCGCGCCUUCCGCCCCAGGGACCGGGACGACAUGGUGAAGAAGAUCAUAGAGCCAAUGGCUUGUGAUGGCCUCCGCACCAUCUGCAUCGCCUACCGGGACUUCUCUGCCUCCCAGGAGCCGGACUGGGAAAACGAGAACGAAGUUGUGGGCGACCUCACCUGCAUAGCCAUUGUGGGCAUCGAGGACCCUGUGCGGCCCGAGGUCCCUGAAGCUAUCCGCAAAUGCCAGCGUGCUGGCAUCACAGUCCGCAUGGUGACUGGGGACAACAUCAACACAGCCCGGGCCAUUGCAGCCAAGUGCGGCAUCAUCCAGCCCGGGGAGGACUUCCUGUGCCUAGAGGGGAAGGAGUUCAACCGGAGGAUCCGCAAUGAGAAAGGCGAGAUCGAACAAGAGCGUCUGGACAAGGUGUGGCCCAAGCUGAGGGUCCUCGCCCGAUCGUCUCCCACAGACAAGCACACUCUGGUCAAAGGGAUCAUUGACAGCACCACCGGUGAGCAGCGGCAGGUGGUGGCCGUGACCGGGGAUGGCACCAACGAUGGGCCAGCACUCAAGAAGGCAGACGUGGGCUUCGCCAUGGGCAUUGCAGGGACUGACGUGGCCAAGGAGGCCUCAGACAUCAUCCUGACUGAUGACAACUUCACCAGCAUCGUCAAGGCGGUCAUGUGGGGCCGCAAUGUCUAUGACAGCAUCUCCAAGUUCCUGCAAUUCCAGCUGACGGUCAAUGUGGUGGCCGUGAUCGUGGCCUUCACGGGCGCCUGCAUUACUCAGGACUCUCCUCUCAAAGCCGUGCAGAUGUUGUGGGUGAACUUGAUUAUGGACACAUUUGCCUCUCUGGCCCUGGCGACAGAGCCGCCCACCGAGUCGCUGUUGCUGCGGAAGCCAUAUGGCCGGGACAAGCCCCUGAUCUCCCGAACCAUGAUGAAGAACAUUCUGGGCCAUGCGGUCUACCAGCUCACCAUCAUCUUCACGCUGCUGUUUGUGGGGGAGCUUUUCUUCGACAUCGACAGCGGGAGGAACGCGCCCCUGCACUCGCCGCCCUCGGAGCACUACACCAUCAUCUUUAACACCUUCGUCAUGAUGCAGCUCUUCAACGAGAUCAAUGCCCGCAAGAUCCAUGGCGAGCGCAACGUCUUCCAUGGCAUCUUUGGCAACCCCAUCUUCUGCACCAUCGUCCUGGGCACCUUCGCCAUUCAGAUUGUCAUCGUCCAGUUUGGUGGAAAGCCCUUCAGCUGCUCCCCGCUGUCCACGGAGCAGUGGCUCUGGUGCCUGUUUGUUGGUAUUGGGGAGCUGGUCUGGGGCCAGGUCAUCGCCACGAUUCCCACCAGCCAGCUCAAGUGCCUGAAGGAGGCGGGGCACGGGCCUGGGAAGGACGAGAUGACUGAUGAGGAGCUGGCCGAGGGGGAGGAAGAAAUUGACCAUGCCGAGCGGGAGCUCCGCAGAGGCCAGAUCCUCUGGUUCCGGGGCCUCAACCGGAUCCAGACGCAGAUGGAGGUAGUGAGUACCUUCAAGAGAAGCGGUUCAUUUCAGGGUGCCGUGCGCCGGCGGUCUUCGGUCCUCAGCCAGCUCCAUGACGUAACCAAUCUUUCUACCCCUACUCACAUCCGAGUGGUGAAAGCAUUCCGUAGCUCGCUCUACGAAGGCCUGGAGAAACCGGAAUCCAAGACUUCCAUCCAUAACUUCAUGGCAACGCCCGAAUUCCUGAUCAAUGACUACACCCACAACAUCCCGCUCAUAGAUGACACGGAUGUGGAUGAGAACGAGGAGCGCCUGCGGGCCCUCCCACCCCCCUCCCCCAACCAGAACAACAACGCCAUAGACAGCGGCAUCUACCUGACCACGCAUGGCACCAAGUCAGCUACCUCGUCAGUGUUUUCUUCCAGACCCGGGAGCCCGCUCCACAGCGUGGAGACGUCCCUCUAAGCAUAACUGCUGUCCGCACGCGCACCCCCCGCACACAUGGGCACCCAGGCGGGACACACAGGCCUGCAGGAGGGCACAGCCAUGGCAGCUGGACACGUUGCUCGCUCGCACAGCACUUGCAAGAAGCCAAACCAUUCAAGGCUUCUUACCUGGGACCAAGGAGAUGCAGGAGGAAGAGGAGGAGGAGGAGGAGGGGGAGGAGGAGGAGGGAAGGAAGGAAGGAAAAACUAGAGAACAAGAAGAGCCGUGUUCCCCACUUUUUUCUAUCGAAGCUUUUUUUUAACGAACACUACAGUGCCACCCGAUUUCUGUCAUUGGGCUGUGCGGUGGGGGCACGGGGUUGGUUUUGGUUUCUCAGCAACUUUGUUGCACCCACUGGAGAGCCAUUGGAGCAACAGAUUCAAUGCAAAAGGAAAGCAGGCGAGCACUGCUUUGCAAGGUUGGGAAGGAUGCCCGUCACCAGACAGCCCGCCCGCCCGAGAGAGCCGCCUGCAAACGUAUGCGAACCGCCAAGCACCCCAUCCCCGGGACACAUGCAGUCUGUGUGUGUGCGUGUGCGUAUAGGCCUAUACGUGCAUAUUUAAAGAAUAAGGAACUAUUUAUCGGCAUGAUCUUUCCAUUGCUCUUAUCAGAUGUUCUUCUUUUGAAAUUUCAUUAUUUAUUGUGGCAGGUUGAUUUGUUCAGGGAACUAGACUGCAAGAAUCGCUUUUUGGUCGCUUGCCCUGCCCCGGGCUCCCAGCCUCCUCCCCUGUCUCCCCCCCUCCUCCUGGCACCAUCCCGGGCAGUAUCACCAUCGCGAUUCCCAGCAGAAGGUCAGGGGAAGGGCGAGGUUAAGACGCAAGCGGUUACCGUUGGAACAUUUGCACUUUGAGACCCCUGCCUAUAGAGGAAAAAAUAGACCCUUUUGAUGGAAUUUUUAUUUAAAAGGAAAAUACCAAAGUAUUGAUGAGGAUGAUCCCUCCCAGGAGGUAGAAGGGGGCAUUUUGCUUUCACUUUCCUUUGGUUUCAAUUCCAAUUCCAAGUGCUGAAUUCUGGCUGCUGGGCUUUCUCUGUCUACAAUCCAAGUCCAAGCUCUGCCCCCUGCUGCCUCUAACCCCAUGUGGGGACCCAGAAUAGGGGGAGGAGUGACAAGAAUCAGACAGAAACCAGUGGAGGAAGAGAUACCAUCAAAACCCAAGAGGAGCUGACGUGGCUGCAAUACGGACCCAGCCCUCUCGCACCUCCCACCGGACUCCCAUUCUUUUUUGGCAAAUGCCAAGUAGUUGUUGCCGAGGCGCCCAUAACGCUGCUCGGAAAGUUCUCAGUCACAACCCACCUAGCGCUCUUCCGACCCCAGUCUUCUCAUUCAACAACUCUGACCCGUGACAGCAUGGAUUUGUGUCUACAGCCACUGACAACGACAUCAGGGAACCAGAUGCCGAGGCAAAGCCCCCAGGAGCCAUGGCCCCUCGUGGCAGUUGCUCUAAUCCCACCUGUGGCGCUUUCUCGUGAGUCUGGAAGGCUGAGGAGGUCAGCUUCACCACGUGGGCCGAACACCUAUCUGCAGGUGCGGAGAGCUGGGCCUGGGCUCCCCAGAUGGUUCCCUCGGGAGCCUCUCCUUGCAGUGUGGGCACCCAGUGUGCCAAGCCUCAGUUUCCCCGAAUGCACCCUAGCCAGGGAGGGAAAUACAGAGAAAGCAGAGAUCCUUUUAACAUCAGAAUUCAUCUGUCUCACGUUUCCCAGGGAGAUAGGGUACAACCAUGGCUCCUCCGUGUGCCUGUCACUGGGGCCUGGGGUUGAGCCACUGGGGGGUGGCUGGGGACUGAGGGACAGAGGGUCAGAAUGGAAACUGCAGGUGCAGUUGAGCAGUAGCUGGACUGGUGGCAAGGCUGGUCCGCCUAUCACGCCCCCCGCCCACGCGCUCCCCACCGGCUGGGUCUCGUCUUACCUCCACCUGCGUCGUGAGCAUCCGCGCUGGCGGCCAAAACACGCUCAGGCUGCACUGUUAGCAUGGAUGCCACGUCACCCCUGAGCAGGAGUAGUCAAACCUCGGGCAAAGGAAUUUCGGUUAAAAAAGAAAAUCCCACUUCAAAUGCCAGCUCCAGAUAACUUAAAGCCAUCCCUUUCUUCCAAAGGGCACAUCGAGAAUGUCACCCAUGUGUACAUUGUCCCCUAUGUCCUUGUUUCGACCACCACAAAAAGGGCAACUCAAUUCGGUGAGGGUCUGUGUUCUUAAAAGAAGUCAAGUUGGAAAUGUUUCAAUUGAAGAAGAUGAGCUCCAUCACACUCCACCCAUGGGCUUCUUUUCAUUCUGUUGUAGACACACUGGUAGAACUGACGUUCCAUAUAUAUUUAAAGCACCCUCGCUGCUGCUGUACAAAGUUGCCUACUGUACAUGUCGACUGUUUAGUCCUAGGUUGCCUUUCCGUGGGGUGUGUGGUUCAGAAACGGGGGGGCUGUGACCUCGGCUCAUUGCUCUGGCUUCUGUCGUCUUCAGACCGAGGGACCUGUGUCACCAGGGAGCCCCUCUCUAUAAAACAUUAUAUUAUAUGGAAUGGCUUGGUCAACCGUGUUCAGUUAUUAACUAUGUUUUACAUUUUUAUCUGCCUGUUAUAAAGAUGAACAAAAAAAAUAUCUUAACGAGGAAGACCACAGAUGCAUACUAAUUUAAAGUCUGUAGUUGAAUUUCCUAAUUAAAGAAUAGACCAAAAUUUCUGUGUAUAAAAAAAAAAAAUGAAAGGCUUCUACAAUCCU